AUGGAUCAACAAAGAGAUUUUGCACUUACCCAGAUGAGAAGAUCCGUUGAGAAGCUUGGUUCUUCUGCAGAGGGGUAUGGGGACCAUACACUGACGAGGUUUCUGAUUGCUCGAUCAAUGGAAGUGGAAAAGGCAGCAAAGAUGUUUGUGCAGUGGCAGAAGUGGAGGGGUGGCAUGGUGCCUAAUGGAUUCAUUUCAGAGUCUGAGAUUCCAGAUGAACUUGAAGCAAGGAAGAUCUUCUUGCAGGGCUUGUCUCAGGACAGAUUCCCUCUCAUGAUUGUUCAAACCAACAGACAUUUUCCUGCCAAGGAUCAGAUUCAAUUCAAGAAAUUUGUUGUAUAUAUUCUGGACAAGACAAUUGCAAGUGCUUUCAAAGGAAGGGAGGUAGGAAAUGAGAAGAUAAUUGGGAUUAUUGAUCUGCAAAAUAUUUCUUAUAAAAAUGUUGAUGCACGUGGGUUAAUCACAGGAUUUCAAUUUUUACAGAGUUACUACCCUGAACGUUUGGCAAAGUGCUAUAUUUUACACAUGCCGUGGUUUUUUGUGAGUGUUUGGAAAGUAGUUUCUCGUUUCCUAGAGAAGGCUACCCUAGAAAAGAUUGUAAUUGUGACCAAUGAAGAUGAGGCAAGAGAGUUUAGAAGAGAGGUUGGUGAAGAGGUUCUCCCAGAAGUGUAUGGUGGAAAAGCCAAACUUGUAGCCAUCCAAGAUGUUGAAUUGGCACCUCUGCAAAAUGGAUCAACAAACUGA
Messenger RNA from Sphenostylis stenocarpa, 744 nucleotides. The record is from the annotation of a GenBank genome assembly. Lineage: Eukaryota; Viridiplantae; Streptophyta; Magnoliopsida; Fabales; Fabaceae.